GAUAAAACAGACAGCAAUCCGCCGGCGGUCAAGCUACCAUAACUUUACUAAUUAAUUUCAAUCAAUCUCUCAAUAAAUUCAUAACUAUUUUAUUGCAUUGUUUUAAAUAUGUGAAUGAGUGUAUUUAAAAAUGGGGAAAAUCGCUUUCAUAAUUAUAAUUAACUUUAUAAUUUACACAGCAUUCGCUCCACAUAAUUAGCAUAAAAUCAUAAUUAUGGCAAUUACCGACGGAUUCUUAAUUAUAACAGUAAAACUAACCAUUCAAAAAUAUUAUUUCACAGUAAAUAAUUAAUUAUUAUUGUAAAAAAUAAUGUGUAAUUUUACUGUAGGCUGAGCUUGAUAGUCUUUAAUGGAGCAGAUUAUUUGAAACUGUAAAUAAUAAUAGUUUUAUAAGCAAAUACACAUAAAUCGAGGUUCAAUAAAAAAUAGUGUUGUAAUUAGUCUCACUGAGACGUUACUAAUUGCUAUACCUUUCCUAAGUAUAAUUUACUACGUGACGAAGUUUACAGUCCAUGAAAUAACCUAAGCAGUAUAUUACACUUAAAUAGUUAUUAUUUGGCUUAAGAUAACGCUAAUCAAAUUUGUGUGUUUUGUAAGUCUAUACACUGAUUUAUUUAACGACCAUCAACUUAGAAAACUGGUUAGUACAGAUCCAGCAAGCGUGCGCGUGGCAGCUACCAUCAUGGAUCUCUAUAGUUGCCUAAUGGUUUUUGUUAUGAUAACUGUGGUAAAUGGCGGUGACGAAACUAACUAUGCAGAACUUCUAACUGCUGGCAAUAAUAAUUUCACGGCAAAAAUGUUUUCUGAAGUUGCAAAGACUAACCAAGACAAGAGUUUUGUGUUAUCUGCCUUUUCUGUACUUACUCCGCUUGCACAAAUGUCACUUGCUUCAGAAGGAGACUGUCACGAUCAACUACUAACAGCCAUUGGUCUUCCCGAUGAUGACUCUACCAAAGCUGUUUUUUCAUAUAUGAAUUCUAAACUAAGAUCUGUAAAAGGAGUUGAUUUAAAAAUGGCAAACAAAAUCUACGUUGCUAAAAAUUACAACUUAAACGAUAAUUAUGCAGCCAUAUCCAGGGAAACAUUCGAAUCAGAAGUUAAGAAUGUUGAUUUUACACAAAGUAAAAAAACGGCAGAAGAAAUAAAUGCGUGGGUAGAAGAUCAAACUAAUCAUCGUAUAAAAAACUUAGUAGAUCCUCAAACCUUGACAUCCGAUACAAGAGCCGUUUUGGUGAAUGCAAUUUAUUUUAAGGGUAUGUGGAAAAAUCCUUUCAAUAAGAUGUUUACAAGAGACAGUAACUUCCACGUGUCACGUGAAAAUACUAUCAAAGUGCCAACAAUGUACAGAAAAGGAAAUUACAAUUAUGGCGAAGUAGCAGGUCUGAACGCCAAGAUUUUAGAAAUUCCUUACGAAGGAGACGAAUCUGCAUUUUACAUCAUUCUUCCUAAUAACAUCGAUGGAAUUACUGAGCUUGAAGAAAAACUUAAGGAUCCUUCUAUUUUAGACAAUGCUUUGAAAAGUUUAUUUGAAGUAGAAGUAGAAGCAUACAUUCCGAAAUUCAAAAUAGAAACCACAACAAACCUAAAGGAGAUUCUUCCUAAAAUCGGCGUCAAGGACAUUUUUAGUCCCGAACAUGCGAAGUUAAAUAAACUAUUGAAAGAAGCAGGUGAUUUGUACGUAAGCGAAGCCAUUCAAAAGGCUUUUAUAGAAAUAAAUGAAGAAGGCGCUGAAGCCGCAGCUGCAAAUGAAUUCGGUAUAUCCUACCUGGCUGCUUUCAUACCACAGACCAUCAGAUUUGUUGCAGACCAUCCAUUUGUAUUCAUUUUAAAAACGGGACAAAAUAUUAUGUUUAAUGGAAUCUUUUACUCCUAGUUAAACACAAACACCAUAUUAUUUGUCAUAAUUUAAAGGAAUACAUAAAUGUAACGAUUUAUUCCAAAGUAAAGCUGUGUUUUUAGCCGACCAGUGAACAAUUAGUCGUUUCUAUAUGACGUAUUUUAUGUUACAGUAUAAAAUAAAUAAAAACUGAUAAGUAGC
This is a messenger RNA of Parnassius mnemosyne (clouded apollo), 2038 nucleotides long. Lineage: Eukaryota; Metazoa; Arthropoda; Insecta; Lepidoptera; Papilionidae. The record is from the annotation of a GenBank genome assembly.